Molecule: messenger RNA, 789 nt
Organism: Aspergillus calidoustus
Lineage: Eukaryota; Fungi; Ascomycota; Eurotiomycetes; Eurotiales; Aspergillaceae
Source: the annotation of a GenBank genome assembly
AUGGCCGGUAUCACAGAGUCCAGGCAGAGUAUUGGUCAGUACUUUGCUGAGAAAAGGAUCCCCACUUGCGAGUUGUUGCAUCCCACACGUGAGCUCGAGGAUGCAUUAAGUCGCUGGGUGGGCAAAGAAGGGGUCCCUCGGGCCCCGUUAGGCAACCUAAAGCCCAUCCUGGAGAUUAUGAGACUUCGGAACCUCCGUAUUCCUCAAGUGGAAGGAUAUCUGGCUGGCAUAUAUUCGGAUCCGAUACCCAAGACAUGCUUUGCCCCGUUUCCGCUCACUGUUGCGACAUGGUUGAUUCACAAUAUGGUUGUCAGGUCGUGGGAUCAGCAAAGGCAAGACCUAGUAAUGAAGACAAGAGAGAUCAACCAGGUUCUGAGACACAAGAUUAGAGUCAUCAGGGAUUCAGUCUUGUGGAUGAAGGAUCUUUCGGGAUCGAUGGGGAAUUGGGAGUGGAAUUUGCUUCCGCCCAGCGACGUGAACUCCGACUGGAAACGCGAGCGUGCCAUCCGAGAAAAUCUGCUAUGGUUGCAAGGCGGGGAGGCGAAGAAAUUCUAUAAUAAAAGGUCAGACCAAGUGGAUCAGUCCAGGAUCAACGAGUUAUGGGAGAUGUUUGUGAAGAACGAAGAUUUGCCCGUUCAAUGCGCUUUCUGCCUUGCGCAGAUGGGGGCAAAAGGGAGCUGGGAUGCAGAAGACAAGGUCAACAUUCAGAGCAAUUGGGUGCCGCAGGAGUGGUUCGAGUAUUACCAAGUCAUCUCUAUCCUUCUGGUAUGCGGUGACAGGUCCAGAUAG